Molecule: messenger RNA, 986 nt
Organism: Mercenaria mercenaria
Lineage: Eukaryota; Metazoa; Mollusca; Bivalvia; Venerida; Veneridae
Exons: 4
Coding region: 81-800 (239 amino acids)
Source: RefSeq, a predicted model, not a curated record
AAUUUCAAAAUGUUAUACUUUUAUAGAAGCGUGCACUAAAAUUAAAACAUUUAUUUCUUCACAAACAGCUGCAUGAAAACAUGGAACGUUGUUUAACUUUGAUCAUUGGAUUCAUUUGUAUAAUUUGUGUUUCCGGCCAGACAACACAGAAAGUUUGCUGGGAUUCAAAAUGGUACAACGAUUCUGGUGUCCAACGAAACGGAUCAAGUUAUGAACACCAGUCGGUAAAUGUAUUAAAUACCAUUUGCCAUUAUGGGCCAGUGAUUGCUGCGAAGUGUAAGGACGAUAAAACCGAACCAAUUAAGGCGUUCCAGAACGACACCACAAACCAUUACUACGCAACAUGUAAUCACGUUAACGGACUUAUAUGUCAUCCUUACAAUAAUUCACAGAACGCAACGUGUCCCGACUUCGUAAUACAGUAUGGAUGUAACUGCCCAACAACACCAAGCGUAGGAGUAAGUACUGCGAGUACACAAGGAGCCGGAAAUCAGUCUGUUUCCUCUGGUGCCGGAAACACUGUGGCCACACAAGGAAUAGUCCAUCAUAGUACAAAGGGUGUAGAAAAUUUGAAAGGAUCUGUUGGUGGAAUCACAACUUUGACACCCAGAAAUGGAAAUGGGGUGUCUGGUAACGAAAAAGGCGGAGGCGGUAGUACUGUUUUCCCGGCUACCAGGAGUGGAGCAGGACCGGGUGCGUCUGAUCAACAAUCUGGUCAUUGCAGAAAUGAUGGUCAGCAUUCCGGAACCAGCCAUUUAGUGCUGCUGUUAUGCACCAUGACCCUAAAAGUUCUUUUUUAACUUUACGAUUUGAACUUUGGAGCAACAUGGUGUCUCUUUAAGUGGUAUUACUAGUAUAACAUGUUACAGAUAAAAAUAACAGCCGAAAUGUAUAGAACAGAGAACAUGUAUUUAAGAAACAGAAAUUUUGAAUAAUCCAAAGGUAAUACAAAUAUUCAUUGCUGCUAAUUGACAUCAUAAUUUACA